Molecule: messenger RNA, 1486 nt
Organism: Penaeus vannamei (Pacific white shrimp)
Lineage: Eukaryota; Metazoa; Arthropoda; Malacostraca; Decapoda; Penaeidae
Product: U-scoloptoxin(05)-Cw1a
Source: RefSeq, a predicted model, not a curated record
GUGCGAAGUCCUUGUUAACAGUGUCAGACUCAGUCAUCAGGAACAUGAAAUUCGCUGCCGCCGUUCUGCUCCUGACGUUCAUCGCCGUGCAGUCAGCCGAAGCAAUAAAAUGUUAUCAAUGCGAAGUGGGCGGUGAUUGCAAGAAGGAGGUGGAGUGCGCCGGCUCUUGCACAAAAUCCUCAACCACAACAGCCGGAGUGACCGCCGUUAUUCGAGCCUGUUCUCCAGCCAAGCUCGAAAACGGGUGCAAGAACACCACCACAGCAGGUAUCAAAACCAACCUCUGUUCCUGUGACUCUGAUUUGUGCAACACCGGCGUCGUUAGUCAUGUUGCCAUUCCCCUCAUGGUGGUCGCCGUUCUCCUUGGUCGCCUCAUGUAGACAAUAAAAGAGAGAGAAAGGGAGGAAAGAGAGAAAAGGAGGAAAGAGAGAGAAAAGGAGAGAGAGAGAGAGAGGGGAAGAACUCCCCAUGUAGGAUUUGUCUGAGGGAGAUUUUUGUUUUUCUUUUUUCCUAUGAUUGUUAUUCUUUCUUUUGUUGUGUUUUCUUGAUAUUAAGUUGAUGGGUCUUGAUUUUAUGGAAUGCCAAAGAGAAUAUAAAUCUACGGCAAUCUAUGUUUUUAAAAAAUCUACAAAACUACAGAUCAGUGAAAAUCAUUUACUUAACUAACUAGCUUUCCUGCACGUGACGUGUAAGUUCUCGAAAGCACUAGAGAAAUGACCAUUCUUCUAUCUGUAUUUACAUCAACAUCUUUUCUUUUCUUUUUUCCUUUUUCCUGACCCUCUCCCUCUUCAAAUUAUGGACAUCCUGCGCCCCCCAGCCACUCACUGCAUUUUUGCCAUCAUCAUAAUGAAAUCUCCCUUUGUUUACAUUCUUCCCCGUUUGGUACCCAUUCAACGGCAUAGAGACAAAACCGCUGCCACCAAUUUUCAGCAGUCUAUGUCCAGACGGGUACACGGUCAAGCCACUUGUGUCUUCUGCCUUGUUCUUCACAUAUUUUCGUGCAUCUUGAAUUCAAUAAAGGAUCACCAAGGAUUUCAUUAGCUAAAUUAUCAGACGAUUAUGGUUUAUGAUCUAACAACAGAUUGUCCCGGUUUUGUACACAGCUGAAGAAAAAUAAAAUACAAUACAAAUCUGCGGUGAACAUGAGAGUGAGGAAACAAAAAGAUAAAUAAAUAAAUGAAUAAAUCAGUAAAUGAGAUAUGGAAAUUUUAGGCUGGUAUUAUAUAUUACAAUUUUCUCCUGGAUAUGCAAAAUUCUCAAAAGAGGUCGACCACGGAGUUAAGAAAAGAAGAAGAAGAAAUAGAAAAAUAAAAACAAAAUUUCCUCUAAGAUACACAAAUAAAUUAAGCCAUAAAUAAAUAUAAAUGGUUCCAGCUGUAUCAAAAUACCUCCUUGUUACAUCAUCAUCAUAGUCGGUGCUUUUGAUGAUGACAUUUCUUCAUAAUUGCAAAGAAUUUUGGUCGCACAAAUAAAAUAAAUAAAACAA